Molecule: messenger RNA, 723 nt
Organism: Fonsecaea erecta
Lineage: Eukaryota; Fungi; Ascomycota; Eurotiomycetes; Chaetothyriales; Herpotrichiellaceae
Exons: 1
Coding region: 1-723 (240 amino acids)
Biological process (GO): peptidyl-proline hydroxylation to 4-hydroxy-L-proline
Cellular component (GO): endoplasmic reticulum
Molecular function (GO): L-ascorbic acid binding; iron ion binding; procollagen-proline 4-dioxygenase activity
Source: RefSeq, a predicted model, not a curated record
AUGGCUCCACGAGGGAGACAAAAGACUGCCCCCUCCAAGGGCGACAGUGUUCAAUCAACGACGCCCCGUCCGCCAGAUUGGCCUCCUCUCGCUCCGCUCGUGCCUCAGGAGCAUCUGUUUGUCGAGACAGUGGUGCCUGGCCAGAUCUUGGUCAUCCGCAACCUGUUCACUUCCAACUUGUGCAAAAGCUAUGUGUCUUUCCUGUCUUCCUUGCCCUUGACGACGACGCCAGGGAAGCCGAAGCGAGGGGAGGCGACCCGGGUCAAUGACCGGUUCCAGAUUGACGACUCCAAUUUUGCCAAAAUGCUGUGGGAGCGCAGUGGGAUGCAAUACCUCGUCAGCUCCUUCGAAGAUCAGGCCGUGUUUGGAGGCAGGGUGCUCGGACUUAAUCCCAACAUAAGAAUAUAUCGGUAUCGUCCGGGUCAAUUCUUUGACAAGCAUUAUGAUGAGAGCAAUAAAUUACAAUUUGGCAAGGAAAAGCUCCCUGCCAAAACCACCUGGACCCUCCUUAUCUAUCUUACAACGUGUGAAGGCGGUGAGACCGCAUUCUACCCGGAAGCCUUGAAGAAAGGCGAGAGAUCACCAGAGCCGAUUACGGUCGAGCUUGAGACCGGCAUGGCCCUCCUCCACAAGCAUGGCGAUGAUUGUCUGCUGCAUGAAGGCAAAGAGGUCAAGAAGGGCGAGAAGUGGGUGUUGAGGAGUGAUCUUGUGGUGCAGAGGUAA